Lithohypha guttulata is the source of this 831-nucleotide messenger RNA. RefSeq lists its product as uncharacterized. Bases 1 to 831 code for a protein of 276 amino acids. The record is from RefSeq and is a predicted model, not a curated record. Gene Ontology annotation, biological process: signal transduction; intracellular protein localization. Lineage: Eukaryota; Fungi; Ascomycota; Eurotiomycetes; Chaetothyriales; Trichomeriaceae. The transcript is spliced from 6 exons. Gene Ontology annotation, cellular component: cytoplasm.
AUGUCUUCAGAUCGCGAAAGCAAGACCUUCCUGGCGAGGCUUUGCGAGCAAGCUGAGCGCUACGAUGAAAUGGUCAACUACAUGAAAGAGGUCGCCAACCUAGGCGGCGAGCUCUCAGUCGAUGAACGAAACCUCCUCUCGGUCGCAUACAAGAACGUUGUCGGCACAAGACGGGCUUCUUGGAGAAUCAUUUCGUCGAUUGAGCAAAAGGAAGAAUCCAAAGGCUCUGACAAGCAUGUCCAAACCAUUCGAGAUUAUCGACAGAAGAUUGAGACCGAGCUCGAGAAGGUCUGCCAGGACGUCCUCGAUGUGCUCGACGAUGCUCUCAUUCCUAAGGCCGAAUCUGGCGAGUCCAAAGUCUUCUACCACAAGAUGAAGGGUGAUUACCACCGUUAUCUUGCCGAAUUUGCUUCGGGUGAGAAGCGUAAGACUGCUGCUACUGCUGCUCACGAGGCUUACAAGAACGCUACCGACGUCGCUCAGACAGAGUUGACUCCAACACAUCCUAUUCGGUUAGGUCUUGCCCUCAAUUUCUCAGUCUUCUACUAUGAGAUCUUGAACUCACCCGACCGAGCCUGUCAUCUGGCUAAGCAAGCUUUCGAUGACGCUAUUGCCGAACUCGACUCGCUCUCCGAAGAGUCCUACCGCGACAGCACUCUGAUCAUGCAACUUCUGCGGGACAACUUGACCUUGUGGACUUCUUCUGAUGGUGGUGAUGGUGAAGCUGGCGAAGCUGGUGCACCAACAGAGGCUAAGAAGGAGGCGACGUCUGAAGCUCCAGUUCAGGGUGAAAGCUCUGCGAACGAGGAGAAACCGGCAGCCGCUUCCUAG